Messenger RNA from Iphiclides podalirius (scarce swallowtail), 1512 nucleotides. Lineage: Eukaryota; Metazoa; Arthropoda; Insecta; Lepidoptera; Papilionidae. The record is from the annotation of a GenBank genome assembly.
AUGUCUUGGACCGUCCACAGUGUGUACUUUGUGUGUUUGUGUGGUUUAGUAAGGACACAGGUGAUACCCAGCAAAUCACGGGCCAGCGAUGGGGACUUCAAUAACGUGAACACUGAUGGAUCAUUCGAUUUUGGCUACGCGAACAAAGACCGAGGUGGCAGCUACCACUUGGCGAGGGGCAACCAGAACGGUGUGGUGGGCGGCCGUUUCGGCGCAAGAGAUCCAGCUACGGACACUGUCAAAGAGACCAUUUACACCGCAGGGCCGAGAGGGUUCCGUCCGAAGGGUCCAAACGUGCACCGAAAAAUCGACUUAGACCAACGACCCCGCGGUCCCAUAGGGAACAAGGACGACCCCUACUUCGAUCCCAACGAAGACCCGAGCUAUUCUUACAAAUUCGACACGAGAACCUAUUCGAAAAACGAGAACGCCGAUAGUAGGGGCGACGUAAAAGGACACUACUCGUUCGUGGACGACGCCGGGGAGCGACAUGAUGUGUCCUAUGUCGCUGGACGUGACACGGGAUUCCACGUGUCCUCCUCACACCCAGACAGCCCCAGUGUGAUAGGCUCCCCGUUCCACAGGCAACCACUUGUGCGUGGUGAGACCAAGUCCAGAGGUCGCACGGCCGUGCAACGAGGGUUAGACGGAUCUUACAGAUUCAUAUCAGCGGGACCUGAUCAGCGGAGAUCCGAGAGUAGUGACUCACAAGGCAACGUCAGAGGGUCCUACACAUUUUUGGACGAUAAAGGCGUACAAAGGACAGUGAACUACAUUGCUGGCCCUGGUAUCGGAUAUCGCAUCGUUAAAAACAGUAAAGAUCCUUUCAUACCGCCCUUCUUCCCUACAAUACCGAGCGCAUACGAUCCUGAUUUUGUGAAUGGUGCAAUCGGACCCAGUGUUGCGAGCUACACUCCGGAUGACACCGUUGGGGAAGAUGUAUUUAAAGGCCCAGAUGGUUCGGCGGCGUCAGGUCAUGUAAAGCCACCACCAUUCACCACGAGUGACAAAGAGAGACCGAGUAAUACACUUGAUAUCGAGUCUAGCCCGCCAAAUAGUUUAGAAAAAGGACAGGGUGACUUUACUCAAGGUCCCACGUACCCUCAGGAGUCAGAGAGCGGAGACUCGAGUUUUGUUGACGAGGAUGCUUCAAGUUACGGAGGCUCCCAGCCUACACAAGGACCAGGCAAACCAUGGCGUCCCACAAGCAAGCCUUUUAGGCCGACGAAGAAACCUUAUGUGCCCCUAAAACCUUCACAGGUGUCAGAUAAUAGAGACGAACAUGAUAAAGAUUUCGAAGAUGAGAAACAUGACACAAACAGUCCAGAAUUUGGUGUAGGAUUCAAUGUUCAACAAACGAAGCCGAGAACUACAAUAAUUAAGAAUAUAGGUCAGAGUUAUUUCGGUAUACCACCGGGUGUGUCGGUUAGGGCCCAUGUGCAAAGCAUUGAUUUGUAUCCCUUCGGCUCCAAGCCUAUUUCGCCAUCAGAGGCCCUAGAAAAUGACAAAACA